Molecule: messenger RNA, 929 nt
Organism: Aspergillus wentii DTO 134E9
Lineage: Eukaryota; Fungi; Ascomycota; Eurotiomycetes; Eurotiales; Aspergillaceae
Product: nucleoside triphosphates FAP7
Exons: 3
Coding region: 1-534 (177 amino acids)
Cellular component (GO): cytoplasm; nucleus
Molecular function (GO): ATP hydrolysis activity; ATP binding; AMP kinase activity
Source: RefSeq, a predicted model, not a curated record
AUGCGAACAUUUCCAAAUGUGAUCAUCACCGGCACCCCUGGGGUGGGGAAGACUGUCCAUUGUGAGCAAUUGGCGCAAGAAACUGGGCUGCGACACCUAUCGAUCAAUCAAGUUGCAAAAGACCGACAUUGUUAUGAGACCUAUGACCAGGAAUUGGAAACUUGGGUCGUAGACGAGGACAAGCUCCUAGAUGCAAUUGAAGAUGAGGUGCUUCAGGGUGGUUACCUAAUUGAUUGGCAUGCGUGCGAUCUAUUUCCCAAAUCCUGGGUCGAUCUAGUCGUUGUUUUGCGAUGCCCAUCUACCUCUGUGCUAUAUGAUCGUCUCUCAACAAGGGGAUAUCAUGAAGUCAAGCUACAGGAAAAUUUAGAUGCAGAGAUUUUCGGCGUUCUUUUGGAAGAAGCUCGAGAUGCUUUCGAUGAAGAGGCGGUGGUUGAGUUAAACAGUGAAAAGGAUGACGAUGUGGAGAGCAACUGUGCAAGAAUCUCAACUUGGGUGGAGUCAUGGAAAAGGGCGCAAUCUGAAAAUACGGUUUAACCUCGAAUCUCGAAUGCAGAAUCAUAUAUUCUUGAUGCAUUUGUAUACCACCAUCUCUAUAUUAUCGUUUCAGACUUGUGUCUCGGAGAGCCAAUUCUGGAGUUUCACCAAUGCCUUGUACCGAUGAGAUAUUUCGUUCUGUUCAGGCGUUUAGUUUGACUAUGUAACACCGAUCAUUUUGUUUUGUCUCACCUUCUUUUCCCUAUCCAUUUCGGCGUAUGUUGUCCCUUGGUAUUCAAAGAUAGGGUCCCAUCCUAUACAACGUUUAUGAGAAUUCGACAGCCCAUAGUUUUAGGUUGAUGUCUACAUACCAAAAUUCGCUGGGCCCCUUGGCCUCACAAUUGCACCCUGGCGAGAAAAAAAAUUAGGUUUCUGGUAAGAUGCAUUCCUGAUCA